This is a messenger RNA of Caenorhabditis bovis, 1239 nucleotides long. Lineage: Eukaryota; Metazoa; Nematoda; Chromadorea; Rhabditida; Rhabditidae. The record is from the annotation of a GenBank genome assembly.
AUGAAUCUCUUACUAUUGGUCUUCUUGGUGGCUUCGGCGACAGCUUCUAACUACAUAACCGGAAGGACGACAGAUUGGACUGACAACGAUACGUCAACUCAGCCUAAUUACCCCACAUCAAGUCCGGCUCCAGGAAGAAACACUGAUCGCGAGUGCGCGUGCUCUCUCGACAACUACUGGCUCGAUGUGGUGGCCGUCGUUGACAAUUCGGCUGGAAUGACGGCCGAGGGCCUUGUGCAGGUCGCCGCCGACAUCUCAUCGCUGUUCGGACAAUCGCGCGUCGGAAGCAACUACAGCGAUCCGAGAAGCGUUCGUCUGGCCAUCGUCACCUACAACAGCCAGGCGACAAUUUCGGCCAAUCUUGACUAUUUCCAAAGCACCGAUCAGCUCAUGCAAUACAUUUUCGGAACACUUACAGUCAGUCAAAAUUCGUUAUCAUAUGUGUCAACAGGUCUUGGUGCCGCUGAGAAAGUUCUCGAGGUCGGAAGAGCCAAUGGUCGAAGAAAGAAUUACAAGCAAGUUGUGAUUGUCUACGCUUCUGACUACAGAGAGGACGGCGAUCACGAUCCGGUGCCGCCGGCAAAUCGCCUCAAAGAGUCCGGCGUGACGGUGAUCACUGUGGCGUUCGACCAGAACGGCGACGAGUCGUCGAUUCGCAAAAUUGGCACACUCGCGUCGCCGGGCAACGCGUUCAUCAACACCGACAUGAAUCUCGUCGGCGAGAUUCAAGGCGCCCUCUGUCAGGCGAACUGCUUCUGUCCCGACUUGUGGGUUCAGUACUCGACGAGGUUCGGCGACGCCGCCGCCUACAAGUACGGCGUGUGUCUUAAAGACGCCACGAUUGCCGCCUCGUGGACGGCCGCCAAAUUCGCGUGCCAAUCGCUUCAUCCCGGCGGCUAUCUCGCCACCGAAUUCGAUAGCCAGAAGCACUCGUUCAUUUUCCAAAAUUUCAUCAAUGACAAAGCCCAAUCGCAACCAUACAUGUACCACAUUGGACUCCAUUAUAUCAAUGGCCGAUAUCAAUGGGAGCAGCCGAAGAAUCAGGCGCUGAUUCCUCUGUCCGGCUACACCAACUGGAAUCCUGGAUAUCCGUCGAAUCCAACGUCGACACCAUGUGUGCUCAGUCAGCAAGCCGGCUCCGACGUGAGAACCGGUUGGCAGAAUGAGAACUGCUUUACGGUGACAAAGAAUUACGUGUGCGAAGUCGCCUCAUGCGAUACCGACAAUUAUUGCUCAUAA